Messenger RNA from Didymodactylos carnosus, 1515 nucleotides. The record is from the annotation of a GenBank genome assembly. Lineage: Eukaryota; Metazoa; Rotifera; Eurotatoria; Philodinida; Philodinidae.
AUGGAGUUAACAAACAGCCUUAAUAUUCGUGAUCAGCAGCGACCUAGGAAAAACGGGGAGACAGCUGCAAGUCAGCGACGUGUUGCAACAAGGUCAACGGGUUUAAACGGCAGCAACAAUAAACGUCACUACCAACAUUAUCGUCUGGAAUUGCCGAAGAGUAAUAUCAGUUCACAUCCUCAACUAAAAGGUAGAGGGGUACCCAAUUCAGUUCUUUCGGGGAUUGUUUCUUCUCUCGCUUCAUUCACAGACUAUUAUCCCAUUCCACAGCGGGUGCCGCGUCGGCCAUCGUAUGAAAUCGCUGUUGCUAUGUCAACGUCGUCAACGACACCACCAUUGAUCGAAGCUACUAAACCAGCGUCACCCCGGUGGUGGCUAGUUGUACCGUGUCUAUUGAUAAUGAUGAUUCUAACAACGGCUGAUCCACUUUUUAUGAACGAUUUUAUUUUCACACGUUACGAGCGCUACUAUCAUUUAGACUCAUCCAAAACAGCAGAACGCACGAGUUGUUUACAACAAUCAAAAUCGACGACUACUCCAAUACCGCGACGAUAUUACCAGUAUUAUCCUAAGAUUGAUCUACCACAACAGCAAGGACCGUUAGCUCCCACGUACCAUCUCGUACAGAAAGCGGUAUCAAAACUGAACGUUAUCACAUCAAUCGCAUCGGCUGUUCCAGCUGUGAUUACAUUUAUUAUAUUGGGCUCGAAUUGUGAUACGAUUGGAAGAAAACCCUUGCUUAUCAUCCCGUUUGUGGGUAAAGUUGUACGCUACACAUUACUGUUAAUUGUUGUUGAACGGAAUCUGGCGGACAUAUGGCUGAUUAUUGCUUAUACAUUAGACAGUACGUUUGGUACCUCCGGCCUGGUAAUGUUAGCUUCGUUAGCCUAUAUUACUGAUUGUACGAUGGCGAAACAGCGUACAAGAGCGUUUCUACUGACAGAAGUAGCCGCCGCCGUGGUCAGGAUUGUUCCCCUACUGGCUGUUGGUUUGUGGCUGAAAUAUAAGGGUUAUACAACGCCAACGAGUGUGAAUUUAACUCUCAGUAGUUUUGGACUGCUCUAUGCGCUCGUGGUUCAACCUGAAUCCACUCAGAGCGUUAAACAUUUGUCACUAUUAGGGAAAUUAAGGUUAAUCCGCUUCAAGAAGCCUCUCGCAAGAAUAUUCAAAGUAUUUUCUGUUAAACGUGAUCCCCCCAGUCGUCGUCCAACUCUUAUUUGUUUGACAAUAACAUCAAUUCUUCUUCAAUUAAUUUUGUUUUCUUCAACAUCGGUUCAUCUUGUCUAUUUAUACGGGCAACCAUUUUGUUUUAAUUCACUCCGAGCGAGCAUACUGUCGUGUGCGGGAACAGUAUCAAUGGUUCUCGUGUCGGCGGCGAUACUUCUGUUCACACGAUUAACAAAAAUAGAUCUACUACAAAGUUUUCUCUUUCCGAUUAUUGGUACAUGUACAUAUUUGAUACAUUUAAUUUUAUUUGGUGUAGCUAAAACAACGUGGGUUCUAUAUAUCGGUUAG